AAUCCAUAGAUAAUAGGGACAGUGGGUCUGAUGAGUCAUCCACCCACUACAGGAGCCCGUCAGUCCGUUCUACCGUAAUCUACCUAGUACAGGCAUAGAGAGUCUGUUCUACCGUAAUCCAUAGCGUGUAGGAGCUGAUGGGUCUGCUGAUUUAACUGACCUUCUGCUGUACCGUCAUGCGCACAGAUCGGGAUCUGUGUGAACUACCGUAAUCUACCUAGUGAAUGUGACCUGGAGAGGGGGCGACGCAGGAGGCGAAAUAAACAAGUACCGUAAAACACCGACAUCCGUAAUUAACCUAAUCCCGUACAACAAAAACAGCGGAGACAAUGUCCAAUGAAACACACCAGGCCUGGGCCCAGCCCGUUCUUUAACGUCAUUAAAUGCAACGAAAGUAUUCCUAUUACAGCGCGUAUGUUGUGUUUUGUGUCUUGUUGUUGGGCGGCGUGUCUUGGGGAUUUACGGUAGGUCGGCGUUCUGUCACGUGAUGCAACCGGGAGCCCUGCAGAGUCGGAGGAUGCGUUUUGCAAUCUGUCUUCGAAUUCUCUGCACUCCGCCGCGUCUAUUUGUCCCUCCGCAGUUGCAGUGUAAAUUCAGCCGUUUCCAGCAUUUCCGAGCUGAGACUUUGUCUGAAGCUACUCCAGACAGACAGUCGCACAGGAAGACUUCAAGAAACCACUGUGUGAACUCUCAGUUGAUCUCCCCUCCGGUCCGGUACAUCUUCAGUGGAAGCAGCAGUGAUGAGAAGGUGCAGUCACUGCAAGACAUAACGAGGCUCAUUCUGAGCAAGAAAUGCAGCAAGGUCGUGGUGAUGUGUGGUGCAGGGAUUAGUACGCCCAGUGGAAUCCCUGAUUUCAGGUCAGCGGGCAGUGGACUGUACGAUAACCUACAGCAGUACGAUCUGCCCUAUCCUGAAGCCAUCUUUGACAUCAAUUACUUUGCGCACAAUCCAAAGCCAUUCUUUGCUCUGGCCAAGCAGCUAUACCCUGGUCACUGCAAACCCAACUACAUUCACUACUUCGUCAGGCUCUUGCAUCAGAAGGGGCUGUUGUUGCGAAUGUACACACAGAACAUCGACGGUCUGGAACGCAGGGCGGGGAUCCCACCGGAGAAGCUGGUGGAAGCUCAUGGAUCGUUCGCCACUGCAACGUGCACCGUGUGUCGAGAGAGAUUCACCUGGGAGCGGCUCCGGGGGGAUGUUAUGGAGGGAAAGGUUCCGCACUGCUCCUUGUGCUCCGGAGUCAUCAAACCUGACAUCGUCUUUUUCGGGGAACAGCUGCCGCGGAAUUUCUACCAACACCUUAUCGACUUCCCGUUCGCUGAUCUGCUGAUCAUCCUGGGGACUUCACUUGAGGUCCAUUUUCAGGUGGAGCCAUUUGCCAGUCUCUCCGAGAUGGUGAGGAAUUCAGUUCCCCGAAUCCUCAUCAACCAGGAUGUGGUGGGAUCACUCACUCGGAACCCACUGAGGACCAGAGAUGUUGUGGAGCUGGGGGACGUGGUCAGGGGAGUGAAAAGAUUUUCUGACCUGCUGGGCUGGGACGACGACGUUAAUGAACUGCUCACCAGAGAGCACAGCGAGACGCUGCUGACUAGCUGAGUUCUUCCAGCAUUUCGUUUUUUAAAUGGAAAUAGGAACGAUGAGAGAACAGGCAGCAAACGCUGCCUCCCCGGCCAUCUCCUCGAUCUCCAUCUCACCAAGGGACAGACGCGGAGAGCAAGGGUGCCA
Molecule: messenger RNA, 1726 nt
Organism: Pristis pectinata (smalltooth sawfish)
Lineage: Eukaryota; Metazoa; Chordata; Chondrichthyes; Rhinopristiformes; Pristidae
Gene: sirt3
Product: sirtuin 3
Exons: 8
Coding region: 488-1597 (369 amino acids)
Molecular function (GO): NAD+ binding
Source: RefSeq, a predicted model, not a curated record